ACCGUGCAAAGUUCGAUAUAUAUAAAACUUUGAAAAAAUAUAUAUAUUGAAUUUGACCCAUGCAAAAUUCAAUAUUUAUAAAAUAUGAAAAAAUAUUAUAUAUAUUGAAUUUGGCAUUGUGCAAAGUUCGAUAUAAAACUUUUUAGUUUGAAAAGUCCCCGAGAGAUGGCGCUACCUUUGAUAAUAAUUUUUUUUUGUGGAUGGUGUGUUGGAUUGAAAUAAGGUAUUUUGGAGGGCCGUUGAUUUGUAAUUUAAAUAGCUGCAAUUAGGGUGCAUUGAUAAUUGCGUGAUGAUAAUUAUGUAUUGUCAUAAGCGCGGCAACGGCAACACUGGUGAGUGAUAACUAAGAUUGUGGUGUUGUGUUCCUUUCCUUCCGUUUGAGUGCCCGCCGCCCUCGCGUACCGCCUAAAGUUUGUUUUUUAUUUAAAGAUAAUUCCCCAAUUAAAAAAUUUACUAAGUAACACACAGAAAACCAUGGCGAAAUGAGGAAAAACAAAAUAGUGGUCAUUUUUAUCUAUAUAUUGUUUUUCCUGCAAAAUAUUUUACAUAUAAGACGAAAUAAUUAUGGAACAUAUGGCGACCCAUGGAUUUCGAUCAAAAAAAUAAAUGAUUAUUUGGAAAAAAGUUUCUCUUCCAGUCAAAAUAUUGUUUGGAACCUGAAAAAUUAUCUAUUGACAUAUCGCAAGCAUACCAAAAUUUUUACAAAUCAUAUAGUACAGGCUUCCACAAAAGGUCAUUCAUUAGUAUUCAUUACUUUUCCGAUCAACAAUAAUACUUAUUUCCGUAUUCUUUACACUGAAACAACAAGGAAAUACCGCGAGCGCCUUGUAUCAUUGACCUUGUUUCUCGUACAAGGAUCAUCACAUUUAUACAUCAAAAACCGAAGUGAUCUAAUGAAUUCCUUAUUUGUUCAAACUUAACAAGCCAAACAACACUCAAACCGAUCAAUUUUCAUUUACCCAUCAGCUUAUCAGUUUUAUCUUAACUUGAAAAGUUAAGGCGUAAGCAAAGUCUAUGGCGUAAGCUAACAUUGCAUAUUAGUGAUGAACGGUUCGUCUGAAAUGGAACUUCUAUUUUUUUGGUGAAUUUUGUGCUGCAAGGUUAAAAAAGUGACAGAAAAAUGGCCCAUAGUUGUUUGAAAAAGAAUAUCGCCCCAAACAACCACGACAACGACUAUUUACUAUCUGAAGAACAUAGAAAAAAGAAGCGAAAAAACCUUUGCAGAAAAACUCUAAUAUGGAGCACUAUAUCAUUUUUUAUUCUAAUAUCAUUAGCUUUUAUAAUUAUUUGGAUACUAAUACCAAUAUCCUUUAUGCUGUCGCUACCAUUCCAAACUUUUAUGGUAUUCAUACCGAUCGCCUCGCCAAGACACGCGAAUUUUAAUCAACCAGAAAACUUCGGGCUUGAAGGCGUUCACAAUUUCUACAUUUCUACUCGGGAUUAUUACGAUUACAAUACAUCAACCACAAUCGGAGCUUGGUUAAUAUUACCUGAAAACUUUGAAACUAAGUCCAAUAAUGUAAGUGAAAUAUUACAAAAUACACAACACGAUAUUGCCAUAUAUUUACAUGGAGUAUUUGCUAAUAGGGCAAAAGCUAUAAAACAAUAUGGUGUUUUACGGAAACAUUUUCUAAUUGUUGCAAUUGAUCAUCGAGGAUAUGGCGAUUCUGGCCAAAAUGUUCGCAUGUCUGAAGCAGGAAUCGUCCACGAUCAUCUGCAAAUUUUUGAUUGGGUAAAAUCACUAAACUCGAAAAGUGACGUCUACUAUUGGGGACAUUCCUUGGGUACCGGCCUGACCAGCCACACCGUAAAAAUGUUAAAAAACCAAAAAAAUAUUACACCAAAAGGAAUGAUUCUAGAAGCAUCUUUUACCGCUUAUCAAGACGUUAUCAUUAAUAAUCCACUAGGAAAAAUAUUUACUUGGUUAAGUUACUUCAAUGCCACUAUAAUAAAUCCACUUGACAAUAAUGGGUUUCAUUUUAAAUCAAUAAAAAAUAUCAUAUCUAUUGAUUGUCCAAUCAUGAUACUACAUGCAGAAGAUGAUAGUGUAGUUCCCUAUUUUCUAGGAGAGCGAUUAGCUAAGACAGCCCAAAAAAACCGGAAAAAUGAUCAAGGAGUAGUGAGGUUUCACGGGUUUUCUGCCGAUUAUGGUUUCGGUCAUAAUGACAUUUUAAUGUACUCUGAAAUUGGGGGUUUUAUUGAAGAUUUUAAAGGAGAUUGUAGAAAUUUUACCAGUGUUAGUUGAUAUUUAAUUUAUACAUUGCAAUUAUUUGAAAAAGUAUUAGGCUGUGAAUAUUAAUAAAAAUGUUUAUUUGGUUUUGUAAGUUUAUUUUAGCCUAACGAAUCUUAUGUGAUUUUUAUUAUUAAUUUGUGUUUUUGUAUUAUUUUAAUCUAAAUAUGAAAUAUUUAGAGAAUUUUAUUCUUGUAAACGAUUACAAACUGGAAAUUUCAGCUUAUAUCUGAACAUGGAAAACAUUUACCAUUUCUGAAUCAUGAACUGAAAAAAAAAAAUUGUUUUGCUAAACAAAUCUGUGUUUUUUCACAUAUAAUUUGAGACUCUUUUGGAUUUGUAUUAAUAAUUUGUUAUUCAUUUUUUGCGAUUUAAACUAUGGUGACCUCAUUAUAAGGUCACAACAUUUUAUAACAUUGUAUUACAAGUAAGUGGGACUUUUUUCAGUUUUAUUAAAGGUUUCAAGAUAUGUAAGCUUAAUUUGUAUAGGUACCUUAUCGUUGUAGAUAUGGUAGAGUGCUGCAUUCUAGGUAAAAACACUUAUGGUUUUUCUGAUAAUUGAUUAAAAUAAUUUCUUCGAAGAUUAAACCAUAAUAUCAUUUUCUCCCAAAUUCUGGACAAUGCAGAAUACCCAAAAUGCAUGUUCUUUAAUGGGCGGGAAAUUGAUGAUGCACAAGAUAUUUCAGAAAUGUUUAAGGGACAAAUUUUGUGAAUGAGAACAGAGCAGAUGUCAAACACUACCGCCCUAUUUGCAGGAUUUCUUUGUUAGCAAAGAUACUUGAGUCGCUGAUAAAAUAACACCUCUUUUUAAGAAUAUUAUUAUCAAGGAACAACAUGGAUUCACAAAGGGGAGAUCCACGGUAUUAAAUCUUUUGGUUGAUGAUCCAUUCUGGAGUAUGUCAGCUCGGUAUGGUAGCCCUGUUACAAGGUACAUAAAGAAAAUUUAGAGAGGGUGCAAAUUAAAUUUCUGUAAUGACCUCAGAGACUUUAUUCAUUUUCCACUAGCAGUAGUAAAAAAAAAUCUAUAUAUUCCUCGGUAGAGAAAGUCAUUAUAUACCUCACGCAUCACGCUUUAUAAACCUCAACUAUUUUAGGGGAGCCCUAACGAUAAGUAUUCCCUAAAAUGACAUUUUUACAUGGAGAAAUGUCAGUUUAAGGCAUACCUAUUGUUAGGGCUUCCCUAAAAUAGUUGGUGGAAAUGGGCAUUAGAAAAAUUAAAAAGAAAACGAAAAUUCAAGAUCAGAGAAUAGACAAAAUAUGAGAUGGAAAAAUUAAAAAAUAAAGAAUAAAUAAAUAUAUAUUUGGAUAAUAAUAAUAUUAAUAAUAAUACCUACGUAAAUAUCAAAGAAUUUGCAAAAAUAUGGCGGUGGUACCGAAUUUCUAUUUAAAACGUUAAGUCACUGUAGGUGGGCCAGGGCCAUUGGAGAGGGUUGAAAAGAAAACAACCAAUCAAAUACCUUGACGAAACAUAAACCCCGGAAAGGGGCGGGGCUCAACUAACCAAUUAAAUGCCCUGCUAAUAUCACCCGCAUCUGAUUGGAAAGGGGCGGGGCCUAUAUCCAACCUAUCAAAUGCUUUGUUGAUAUUCUUGCGUUUGAUAACGAGUCAUCCACAGUGUUGCCAACUUGACGGAAUUAUCCCCUUUUUGCCUUUUUGAGGACAUUUUCGUUCGCAAAGGGUAGAAGCGGAAAGCGGAAUUUUUAAAGUCUGUUUUUUUUUUUAAAUAAAAGUCAAAAUAACAUUAUGUUGGCAAAACAAUGUAAAAUUGUCGAUGCUUUCAAAUUUUUCAUGUAGAAAAGGCUCGUGUUCCCAACAUAGUCACUAAAUUUUUGACUUGGGGAAUUAUCUUUAAAAAAAAAAACAGACUUUACUUUUUCUUUUAUUUAGUCGCAAAAUUUUCAUAUUCAAUGAGAAAUUGGUAAUUUUAAGAUUCUAGCACACGAUAUACAAUAGGUAUACAGGGUGGGCCAUUGAACUUAAGACAUUAUUGAACUUUUUUUUUUCAAAAACGCGCCAUUUUCGAGAUAUUGAAAUGUCUCAAUUUAAAUGGACCACCCUGUAUAAGUAUGGGUACCACAUCUCAUUCCCGACUGUAAGUGAAGGCGCAAUAAUUGUAUUUUUCCACUACCGCGCGUAAAGUACUUACGUUACGCACCUUUUAGAGGACAUAAAAUGUCAUGCACCAGUGCGUAACGUAGUUUUUUUACUACUAACCUGAGAAGUAGUCAUUAUUCCAUCCAUUUUUCUGGGAAAAAAUUAAAUUUCUCUCCCUAGGUUAAUAAUGAAAAUAAUGAAAAAAUUCCUGAGUCAAUAAUGAAAAUGACGUCAUGACGCAAGGAUAUUGUCAUAACAUAACAGGUUUCUAUUGGUUUAAUUUCAGUGUCAAACUGUCAAUUUUAAAAAAAGCAGGUUCCUGUAUGUACAUUAUAUAGGAAAUUACCGUAAGCUGUUGAUAGAGGGCAGCACUUCCGACAAGAGAAAAUAAUUUGAGCACAGGUUUGUUUCAAACCUAUUUUUUAUUUUCUACUAGCAGUAGUAAAAAAAAUUCUAUAUAUCCCUCGGUAGAGAAAGUCAUUACAUACCUUACACAUUAGGCCUAUUCGGGUUUGGAAAAAGGACGGUUCUAGAAGGGUUCAAAACAAUCGUCCAGUUUAUUGAUCAACAAAAUAACAACGACUCGACUAUCACAAAUUUCAAUAAUAAACUGUGCGAUUCUUCUGGACCGUUCUAGAACCAUACUUUUUGUAAACCCAAAUAGGCCAAUUAUAAAAGUACUCGGAAUAUAAUGACCAACUUCUCUACCUAGGUAUAUAUUGUACUAUUAUAGCCUGACUUAAGAUAAAAAUGUGUAUGUAUUUAUGUUAUGUUAUUUCGCCAUCUUACUACUUAGUUCAACAUCGUUUUGUUGCUUGUUUCAGUUAUUUUCAUUUCUUUAGUUUGUUAGUUACACAAAACAUCCCCCCUUAGAAAGGUAAGUGCCGUGUUGAGAACCUGUCUAUAAGUUUUCAGCGCCUCUAGUGACUGGGGGGGUAAGCUUUUGUAAUUCUGGAUUUAUUGGCGAAUGCAAAACGCAAUUAGGGUUCGUUCGGUAUCUUAUUUGUUCCGGUGGAUCGUUUGCACCAUUGUUUGAUUCUAGCGAUUCAACACCACCACUUUAAAGUUUCUACCAUUUUUUGGCAUAAAAUAAUUGUGCCAAAAAGAAGAAACUCAUAAAAUCGGUAGUGUUGAAGCGCCUUCAAGGUAAAAUUGACUAAAAAUUAAGAUGACAAAUUUAGAUAUUUAUUAAAGUUUGAAACAGAAAAUAUUAAAGAAUAUGGAAUUAAUUACAAUUAUUGCGAAACAGUUUUUUUUUCAUGUAAGUAUACAUACAUAGGUAGGUAAUGCUAGUUAAGUUAAAGAUAAUAAGGACAGUUACAAGAAGUAAUGACGUACAUUUAACAAUAGCUUGAUGAAAAACUUAAAUCGUAAAUAAAAUGACAAAAGAGGUCCUUUUCUCACAAUCCAAAAUCGUUGUUAACCUAACAAGUGAGGAAAGUGUUUCUGCACGUGAUGGAAGUUGCACGAAUGACAACAAAAAGCAGAGUUCAAACAAGCCUUUAAGUCCAGAAAAUACACUUUCCGCAUGUGUUAGGUAGAAAGUUUAUGUAGUUAUACAUAAUAUAAAGCUCAUUCAAGAAAAUGAUUUCGCCUGGAUGAUAGAAUAAAUAUUUUUGAUAAUAGUCUAUACCCUUUACCACUAGCUUUAAGCAAAGACAACGCCAACAACUUCUCGUCCAAUGUAAAUCGUCUAGCUUUAGGCUUUUGGUUUUGAGUACGGACUUGGCUUAAAAUAAAGCUGUAUAUCAAUGGAUUGACGUGGUCUACGAGCCUUUGAAAUUUGGUUUAUGAUGCAAGUUAUUCAGCAGUAGAAACUUUGGAUUUAAAUGACGACAACCUUCUACUGAUUCUUCUUAACUUAUUGCUGGAUUCUAUAACUUUGGAAUAAAGAUAUUUUUCCCUUGGGGAUAGGAAUUUUUUGCCUAGUGACGUUAAUGUUCUUUAAAAUUUGGCAUCAUCUCUCAUGACCUGCAAAAAAAAAAUAGAUCAAGAUUGGAGACGAGCUUUUCGCACAUUUAGCUUCUAAUUUUUCUAGCAUUCGACUGCAAGUUUUAGUAAUUAGUAGUCUUUUAUAGUAGUAGUCCUAUUUGAGUUAGGAUGUUUUAAAAUUCACCUACUCCCAACUGGGUGGUUAUUCAUUAAGCAAUAACACUUAGGUACCUACCAAUAAAAGUUUUAAGAGACAAAGUGGGUUGGUGACUUUUUCAUGUUUGC
This is a messenger RNA of Ceutorhynchus assimilis (cabbage seed weevil), 6541 nucleotides long. The record is from the annotation of a GenBank genome assembly. NCBI's taxonomy places the organism in Eukaryota, Metazoa, Arthropoda, Insecta, Coleoptera, Curculionidae.